Rhipicephalus sanguineus (brown dog tick) is the source of this 1092-nucleotide messenger RNA. RefSeq names its product arylsulfatase B-like. The coding region runs from base 1 to 1092 and encodes 363 amino acids. The record is from RefSeq and is a predicted model, not a curated record. Lineage: Eukaryota; Metazoa; Arthropoda; Arachnida; Ixodida; Ixodidae. The transcript has 7 exons.
AUGUUCGUGCAGCAGCUACAUCCAUACCCUUACGCUGUGAUCCGUAGAAGAUUUUUGGUGCUGCUUAGUUUCGUUUCAUGUGUUGUGAUCUCGCCAGCGGCAUGCUCUCAUCGGCCACACAUCGUCUUCAUCCUGGCGGACGACAUGGGCUGGAACGACGUCAGCUUUCACGGCUCGAACCAAAUUCCGACGCCCAACCUCGAUGUUCUUGCCUCAGAGGGCAUUCUCCUCCACCACUAUUACACCAUGCAAUUGUGCACACCUUCCAGGGCCGCGCUGCUUACUGGAUUAUAUCCAAUGAGAACAGGAAUGCAAUCGGGCGUCAUCAAUAACGCGGAGCCUUGGGGACUUCCACUCAAUUUGAAGAUUAUGCCUGAACAUUUCAAAGACUUAGGCUACGAAGUGCAUUUGAUCGGUAAAUGGCAUCUUGGUUACUUUAAAACCCCGUAUACGCCUCUGAGGCGCGGAUUCGACACUUUCUACGGGUAUUAUACCGGCAGAGAGGACUACUACGACCACACAUCUGGCGAGGAGCACGUCGGCCUUGACCUGAGGGACAACGAGACGCCGGACUGGGGAGAAAACGGAACUUACGCUACUCGCCUGUUCACCGAUAAGUUCAUUACUCUCAUUGAGAAUCACGACAAAUCUAAGCCAUUUUUUGGCUUUUUCAGCCAUAUAUCUCCGCACGUCGGAGGAAAUGCAGAUCCUUUUCAAGCGCCCCGAAGGAACGUGAGAAAGUUUUCUUACAUUGGUCACAAGGACAGAACUUACUACGCAGGCAUGGUAGACGCGUUAGACGAGUCGGUGGGGGCCGUGGUGGAUGCUCUUAACAGGACCGGCAUGCUGAACGACACCAUCAUCGUAUUCAGCUCGGACAACGGCCCAGAUCUCCAUGGUGCAGAUUUCAGCGGCGGCAGCAGCUGGCCGUUCCGUGGGUACAAAGCCACCCUCUGGGAAGGCGGGUUGCGGGCCCCGGGAUUUGUCUGGAGCACGCGGCUCAAGAAGCGACGUCGGCUGUCGCGCCAAUUGAUGCACAUUGUCGACUGGCUGCCCACUCUCUAUUCAGCUGCCGGUGAGCGGUUUGCCUAA